GCGUCGUCGUCGUCGUCGUCGUGGUGGCAAUUGUGUGGUGCUAGUCGCGGUACCAUGCCUAUCGCGUCGACGAGCCAAAGCGACGAUAGUGUGUACUCGGUGUUACCGUCAUCCAAGUCGCGUGGCACCACUGUGGACUCUGUCGGCACCAGUGCUGGGUUCAUAAGGGACCGCGUCGCGAUUGAUGUGCCUGCUUCUGUGGCGCCUGGCGACCAUCACGAGGAACUGCUGCCACAGGAGCCUCCCGUGUCUGGACAUGCUUCCCCUCUGCUAAACUUAAAUUCACCUGCCCUUGAACCCCGGCAGCGGUCAUCGCCGUCCAGCUACGAUAUUCGUUCCCUGGGUAGGACUUUGAUCCCGAAAGCGUGA
Messenger RNA from Notodromas monacha, 369 nucleotides. Lineage: Eukaryota; Metazoa; Arthropoda; Ostracoda; Podocopida; Cyprididae. The record is from the annotation of a GenBank genome assembly.